Messenger RNA from Pelmatolapia mariae (spotted tilapia), 8034 nucleotides. RefSeq names its product roundabout, axon guidance receptor, homolog 2 (Drosophila) (gene robo2). Gene Ontology annotation, molecular function: protein binding. The record is from RefSeq and is a predicted model, not a curated record. The coding region runs from base 560 to 5125 and encodes 1521 amino acids. The transcript has 31 exons. NCBI's taxonomy places the organism in Eukaryota, Metazoa, Chordata, Actinopteri, Cichliformes, Cichlidae. Gene Ontology annotation, biological process: cell-cell adhesion.
GAGUGCGUCGAGCUUCAGUGUGGUGGGCUGCGGGCUGUGCGCAGAGACCGUGCGCUCCUAGCGGCCGCGCUGUUGAAACCCAAAGGCAGAAAGAGAGGAGGAUGUUGAACUGUAGAAUGACUGUACAUUUACAGCGCUGAGCACAUGGGUCUUUCGGGAGCUUCUUCUUGCUGCAAUAACACAACUUUCUGGAAAUGCACGAUAGCUGAAGUUUGGUUUGCUGCCGAGUCGUUUCUCCAACUAUGGAGACGUCGCUGAAGAUUUGAAAGGUGCCAGAGACGCGUCUCAAGGACCCGAUAACGAGCGGAGAAGUAUAGACACUAUGCUGUGUUUUCCAGUGUGGACUUAAAUUACCUUUCUUUCAGACUCUGUUCGUUACAGCGUGUACAGUAGGUCAUCUUGUCAAACAGCAGAGACUGCAGAGGAACUCACGGGGCAAGCAGGGAUAAUAUCCAAAGACCGAGAGUUUGGAUUCAAGGUUCGCUGUGUAUUUACAUCCCGCUCUGCUCCGGUGAAAUCGAGGAUUUACGCGCCCGCCGUGGAUGGUUAAUAUGCUAGUAUGGGUCCGCUAGCGUUCAUCCUUGUCAGUGGACUACUGUAUUUUCAAGUUGAUGGAUCCCGUCUGCGCCAGGAGGACUCCCCACCCCGGAUUGUGGAGCAUCCCUCUGACCUGAUCGUAUCCAAAGGGGAGCCCGCCACUCUCAACUGUAAAGCAGAGGGGCGGCCAACCCCAACAGUGGAGUGGUACAAGGAUGGAGAGCGGGUGGAAACAGACAAAGAUGACCCACGUUCCCACCGUAUGCUGCUGCCCACCGGCUCGCUUUUCUUCCUUCGCAUCGUUCAUGGACGACGGAGCAAACCCGAUGAGGGAGCCUAUGUCUGCGUGGCCCGGAACUACCUGGGAGAAGCUGUGAGCCGCAAUGCAUCUUUGGAAGUAGCAUUGCUGAGAGAUGACUUUCGACAAAACCCUACGGAUGUAGUGGUGGCAGCAGGAGAGCCAGCAAUCCUUGAGUGUGUCCCUCCCAGAGGGCAUCCUGAACCCACCAUCUACUGGAAGAAGGACAAAAUUCGAAUUGACGAUAAGGAUGACAGGAUCACUAUUCGAGGAGGGAAACUAAUGAUCUCCAACACAAGAAAGAGUGAUGCAGGCAUGUACAUCUGUGUGGGUACCAACAUGGUCGGCGAAAGGGACAGCGAGACAGCACAAGUCACUGUAUUUGAGAGACCAACCUUCCUCCGGAGGCCAAUCAACCAGGUGGUCCUGGAAGAGGAAACAGUUGAGUUCCGCUGCCAGGUGCAAGGAGACCCCCAACCCAAUGUACGCUGGAGGAAAGAUGACAUUGAUGUUCCUCGUGGGAGGUAUGAGAUCAAGUAUGACAAGGAGGACUAUGUGCUGAGAGUGAAGAAGGCUUCCAUUAAUGACGAGGGCACAUUCACCUGUGUCGCAGAAAACCGUGUGGGCAAGCUGGAGGCCUCCGCCACCCUCACAGUCAGAGCUCGCCCUGUCGCUCCUCCCCAGUUUGUCAUCCGUCCAAGGGACCAAAUCGUGUCACAAGGCCGUACUGCUACCUUCCCAUGUGAAACCAAAGGAAAUCCACAGCCUGCUGUCUUCUGGCAGAGGGAGGGGAGUCAGAAUUUGCUCUUUCCCAACCAACCCCAGCAGCCCAACAAUCGCUUUUCGGUGUCGCCCAGCGGAGCCCUGACCAUCUCAUCUGUGCAGCGGGCAGAUGCUGGUUACUAUAUUUGCCAGGCCCUGACCGUUGCAGGCAGUAUCCUCGCCAAGGCUCAACUGGAGGUCACAGAUGUGCUCACAGAUAGACCUCCGCCUAUUAUUCGCCAAGGCCCAUCCAAUCAGACCCUGGGGGUUGACAGUAUGGCGCUACUGAAGUGUCAGGCUUCAGGAGAUCCUAUCCCCUCCAUCAGCUGGCUGAAGGAUGGGGUCAGUCUACUAGGAAAGGACCCCCGCAUGUCGCUGCAGGAGCUGGGCAGUCUGCAGAUCAAAAACAUCAGGCUUGCAGACUCUGGGAUCUACACAUGUGUGGCCACCAGCUCCAGUGGCGAAACAUCAUGGAGUGCCUUCUUGGAAGUCAAAGAAUCAGGUGGAGUGAUUGUAAUGAAGAACCAUGAUGAUAAUGAGCUUCCAGGUCCACCAUCUAAACCUCAAGUUACCGAUGUCACCAAGAACAGUGUGUCCCUGUCCUGGCAGCCUGGGCUGGCUGGAGCAUCUCCUGUUUCCUCCUAUGUCAUUGAAGCGUUCAGUCAAUCAGUGAGCAACAGUUGGCAAACAGUGGCAGACCACGUCAAAACCACCCAGUUCACUGUCAAAGGUCUCCGUCCGAACACCAUCUACCUGUUCAUGGUGCGAGCUGUGAACAGCCAGGGCCUGAGCGAUCCAAGCCCCAUGUCUGAUCCUGUCAGAACACAAGAUAUAAGCCCUCCAGCUCAGGGUGUGGACCACAGGCAUGUACAGAAGGAGCUCGGCGAGGUCAUAGUUCGCUUGCACAAUCCUGUUGUCCUGAGUCCCACAACCAUUCAGGUCACAUGGACAGUGGAUCGUCAGUCCCAGUUCAUCCAGGGUUACAGAGUUCUUUACAGACAGACAUCUGGACUGCCAUCACCAGGACCAUGGCAGACCCAGGAUGUGAACGUCCCCUCAGAGAGAAGUGUGAUCCUCUCUGGUCUCAAGAAAGGCAUAGUUUAUGAGAUCAAGGUCCGGCCUUAUUUCAAUGAGUUUCAGGGCAUGGACAGUGAAUCGAGGACUGCAAGGACCACUGAGGAAGCUCCCAGUGCCCCUCCUCAGCAGGUAACAGUUCUGACCGUUGGAAACCAGAACAGCACUUCCAUAAGCAUCUCCUGGGACCCCCCGCCACCUGAUCACCAGAACGGCAUCAUCCAAGAGUACAAGAUCUGGUGUCUUGGGAAUGAGACGCGUUUCCAUGUUAAUAAGACAGUGGAUGCAGCCAUACGCUCUGUAGUGGUGGGUGGGCUGCAGGUAGGAGUAGUGUACCAUGUGGAAGUGGCUGCCAGCACAAGUGCAGGGGUUGGCGUGAAGAGUGAACCCCAGCCUAUUAUCAUUGGUAAAGAGUUUCGGGACGUGAUUAUACAUGGAAACCGGAACAACAGCAUCACAGAGCAGAUCACAGAUGUGGUGAAACAACCUGCUUUUAUCGCCGGUAUUGGGGGGGCCUGCUGGGUCAUCCUCAUGGGCUUCAGCAUCUGGCUGUACUGGAGGAGGAAGAAGAGAAAGGGUCUGAGCAACUAUGCAGUUCAGUCCUUCACCUUCACCCCUGCAGUGACAUUCCAGAGAGUUGAUGGGGGGCUGAUGAGCAAUGGAAGCCGCCCAGGCUUGCUAAAUGCCAGUGAUCCAGGCUACCCCUGGUUAGCAGACUCUUGGCCAGCAACCAGCCUGCCUGUCAACAGCAGCUCCGGGGGACCAAAUGACCUGAGUAACUUUGGUCGAGGAGAUCUCCCCACUGGACAAGGGGAUAAGACGGGCACCAUGCUCUCGGAUGGAGCCAUCUACAGCAGUAUAGACUUUACCACAAAAACCAACUACAACAGCCCUGGCCAAACAUCCCAGGCCACUCCCUAUGCUACCACUCAGAUUCUCCACUCCAGCAGCAUCCAUGAGCUGGCUGUGGACCUGCCUGAGGCCCAGUGGAAGGCCUCAUUGCAGGCCAAGCAGGAGAUGGCCAACCUGGGCUACUCCCUGCCCGACAAAAACUCCUGCAACAACACCCUCCUAUUCAUUCCUGACUACCGAUUGGCCGAAGGAUUGUCUAAUAGAAUACCACACAACCAAUCACAAGAUUUCAGCACCACCAGCUCUCACAACAGCUCAGAGCGAAGCGGCAGUCUCUCAGGUGGAAAGGGAGGAAAGAAGAAGAAAACAAAGGCUGGCUCUAAACCUACUAAAGCCAAUGGGUCCAAUUGGGCCAACGUUCCCCUGCCCCCUCCCCCUGUUCACCCUCUCCCUGGUACUGAGAUGGACCAUUAUCCCAAUGAUCACCACGACGGGGGAGGGUAUGAGAGCGAUGGUUGGGGACCGCCCAUGCCUGUGCAGACAUAUCUCCACCAGGGCAUGGAGGAUGAGCUGGAGGAAGAGGAAGAAAGGGUUCCCACCCCGCCUAUCCGGGGGGUCGCCUCAUCCCCUGCUGCUGUGUCCUUUGGACAGCAGUCCACAGCCACCCUGACCCCCUCUCCCCGAGAUGAGAUGCAGCCCAUGCUCCAGGCCCAUUUGGAUGAGCUGACCAGAGCGUACCAACUGGACAUGGCAAAACAAACAUGGCACAUGCAGGGAGGCUCUCUUCCUCCCCAGGCUCCAGCUCCUCCAGUGGGCUACGUGUCGAGCACAAUGGUUUCCGACCUGGAGACUGACCUGCCUGAUGAGGAGGAGGAGGAGGAGGAAGAUGAGGAGGAGGAUGAAGGCUAUGGAGCCAGGCAUCCCCGCGGAAUUGAGCACACACCAGGGUCUAGCAUGGACAACCUGGACAGCUCUUUAACAGGUAAAGGCUUGUCCCAUAGGCCUCGGCCCAGCAGUCCAUUUUCAACAGAUGGCAGCACAGUCGGCACACACAGCUUGGGCCACCAGAGGGCCACUAGGCCAACUCGCAAACCCAGAAGUCAGGGCACAACACCCCAUCGGAGAGAUGCUGGUGCAGACGACCUACCUCCUCCACCUGAGCCUCCUCCCUGUCAGGGGCAGGGCCGUAUCCAGGGGGCCCGCAGUAUAAACAGCAUGGCGCCCCCAACAGAUAGGAAGGCUUCUUCCCUAGAGCGCCCGCCUAUGUCAGGAUCCCUGUGUGGGCCAGAAGACGUGAAGAGCUCUAUUGACAGACAGACGCGCACUUCUUUGGAACAUCAUCGCCAGGUUCAAGACAGGCUGGGCUCUGCAGACCGAGCUGAUGAUGGCCGCAGGGGCCACAAAACAGAAGAGGGGUGUCUGCCAUACAGUAAACCAUCGUUCCCCUCCCCUGGUGGCCACAGUUCUGGCACAGGCUCCUCCAAGGGCUCAACAGGGCCACGCAAGACUGAGGGUCCACGACAACCACAGCAGUGGACCGCCACAGAGCAUGCUGAAUUUCUGGGGACCAACGGACAAGGACAGUACUCAGGAGAGUUAUAGUGAUCUGCCUGCAGUUUAAACUGGAGAGAACCUGUUCUCUCUUUGGAAGAGUGACACCCUCUUUGCCGGGGUAGUGAACUUUGUCCUUACCUGUGUGUUCUCAGAGGGAAGCAGUGCAGCAAUGAGAACUACGGAGAAAAACAGUGUCACAGAACUGUAAAUGCGAUGUAUAGACACAGACAUACUGUACAUCUCACUAUGUUUUUUGUCCUCAAGAAAAUAUUUUCCACCUCCUACCUUACUCCAAUUUUCUUUUUGUUAGAAAAAGGCAAGUUAAAAAAGAAAAAAAUCAAAACAUCUAUAAGAGAACAAAUUUUCUGGUAACUGCCCUUGAGGAAAAGGGGAUUUUGUUUCCUGUAAAUAUAUUCUUUAACUUGUUGUUGCAUUGCUAUGCAAGCCUGAUUCUGUUUGAGCUUUUUAUUUCCAUAUACAGGAACAGUUGGGUUUUAUCUGGUUAUUUGUAUUAUAUGUGAAAUGAGUGGCUGUUGUGCCAUAAAAUAAUUGUUUUAUAAUCCAUUGUUUGUUGAUAGCUACCAUUAAUUAUUAUCAUUAUUAUUAUUAUUAUUAAUUAUUGUUUUUGCACUGCAAUUUUUGGUGAUAAGCACAAAAAAACAUAGCUCCUGCUGACAUGAAGAACCGGAAGAAUAUGUGAAGAGGAGUUUCUGUACUGUAAAGUAGAGAGAAGAAAAAUAUAUGCUAAUGUACAGAGAGAUAUUAAAGAGUAAUGCUUUGCUCACAGACAGCAACAAAUAAGGCGCCCAUUUCCACAGUUGAGACAAAUUGGGUGACAGACACACAAGGUUUAGGUUUAACCCCUAAAAUAAUAGAAAUAUCUAGUUUUCGAUGUUUGGGAGCAACUCCAAGCAUUGGCUCCAUUCUAGUACAAGGGUUUCCGAGCAUUUCAAAUUCUGUUUCUUUUUUUCAUUUCUAUUAGGUUUUACUACCUAAAUAAUUCAGUAAAACAGCACACUUAGAAUAAAAUGGUUAAAAGGGAGGAGUCGCUGAAAUCUAUCCGCAUGCUGCAGUCCGGUCAGAGCACUUACAAAGGCAGAUUUGUGAUUCUUCUAUGGCCUUAAUAGGUAGGAAACACAAACAAAGGAGCAUUUAUUGUUAUUAGUGGUAAUGUUACUCCUAAAUCAUGAGUGGAACAACAGCAAUUGUUUACAUCUUUUGUGUGUGUUUUUUGUUUGUUUCAUUUUAUUGUCUUUUGGUUACUAAUAUUUUUUUAAUUGUUUGAUUUUUACAGCACUUACUCUUUGGUGUUUGUGAUGUUGUCACUGGGUACAGUAUGAUCCAGGAAAACAACACACCGACCUGCUGGGUUCAGCUGGGUGCUGUUCAUUAAUGAAAUCUACAGAAGCGGCGGUUGGCCUCCAGUAUGCUAAGAUCAGCACAGUCUUGUGUCAGUGAUGUUAAGGGAUAAAAAUGAGUGCGUAUGUUUUACAACGUAGCUGUGAGUGGAGCGAAAAUGGAGAAAGGCCUUGUAUAUUAACUGGUAGGUCUCACUGCCUCCAUGUGUGCAACCCGAGUGUGGAGCAGAACACUUUCUGUCUGCCCGACUGCCACAAAACACACACACUUAUCUUUUGCCGCUUUCGACUUCUCAGCCUCUAAUUCUUAAUUGUUGUCUUUUUAAAUGACUUUUUUUUCUUUUUUGGUUGUCCUUUUUUAAUGAGAAGCUUGUUUCUUUGUAUGCCUUUUAUGGACUCCAAAACGCUGCUUAAAACAAUGAUGUUUUCAAUAUUAAUGUUCAGGAUUUUUGUGGUUUAAUGACUGUUUGUUUUGUCUUUUUUUGUACUGCUAAUGUUGAUAAAGGGGGGGUGGGAAACUAAAGGCCAUCAGAUGCUGUUGUACUGUUGUCGUCAUGCCAUGUCAUUUUGUUUUUUUUACCAUCCACCCAGUGGCCAGUGUUCUGGAAAUGAGGUGCAAAGAGUAUCUCAGGUUAUUUUACAUUCUGGUGGUGUUUAUGUAUGUGUAUAUAUGUGUAUAUAUCCAUAUGCAUCUCCACUUGAUUAUGCCAUUCCAUUCUCAUUGACAGUUUAUCCCUCUCAUGUCUGAUUCUGUCUUCCCCUCUUUUCUUUUCUGCUGUGGACUUUGAGUAUAAUGUGCUGGUUCAUCCACCUUAAGAUGUCAGUAAAAGAACAUACCAAAUUAAGAUUGUCUAAUGCGUUUUAGUGUCUCUUUAAUACUCAUUGUUUUUCUUUUAAAUCACAGUGUCGUUUUGUAUUUAUUAAAAUGAUAAUAAAAGUAUAUUGUGAAAUAUGCAUAAAGAUUUGUGAGAUAUAAAAUGUGUUUUUUUUUUUUGUUCCUUGUAAAGUUUGGUGUCAGAGCCGAGCAGCAAGGCCAUAAUGAGAUGAAAGGCACACUGUGCUCACAGCAUGGUGAAGUGCUGGGUCAGUAGUCGUCACUCUUCGUCUUGCAUGUUCACUGCACUGCUCUUCUCAUGUCAAAACUAAAGAAACUUAAAACCCUUUCAACACAAGGAGUAAAAAUGCUCACAAUUUGCUUGACAGGAGACUAGAGAAAACAUCUUUUUGGAAGGAUAAAAGUGCUUUCCCUCUCCUUUGUUCAUUUUCUCAAUAUUGUUGGUUCUUUGUAGCCUAUCUGUGUGUUGCCUUUUUUGCUAUAAAAGAGGAUUAAAAAUGACAAAAAGAGAAAGGUGUUGGGUGAAGUCUUUCUGUACAGUAAAGGGUGAGGUCGACACCCUGAUCCAAUGCCAUUUCUACAGUACGAUACAUUCUCCUUUUUUUUUUCCUGUAAACCACCUUCUGUAUUCACUUGCAUGUCCAAGAAGAGAGUGGAUCAAGAAAAUAAACUUUUACAGCUUCAUUCCCACGUCCUGUAAGAUAAAUCCAUGUUCUUUUAUUUCCUUGUACCUGGAUCAAUAUCAAAUAAAAUAUUUUUGAAAA